GCUCUGCAGCCGCAUUGGUUAACCUUUAACACUCGCUACUCCCUGAAACAAUCGCUGUAAGCAAUAGUCGCGUAACGUACCGAGAACUCUCUGAUCGAUUCUGCGUUGGAAAAGGAACAGCACAUUAACUUUUUUUCAUGACCAUCAAAACCAUAUGCUAUAUAACUAAAAAAUGAAAUACUUUGGCCCACGCUUGUGGAGCAACAAGGAAUUAUGGAAGAGUUCCAAUCAAAAAGAACAAAUCCAUUUCCAUUGUGGUUGUAAAAUAAACACCCCCAAAAAAGAUGCAAUCAGCUAUUAUGAUCGUAAAGGAAAUUUUUCGAUAACUAUGCAGGCUAUUUGCGAUAGACGAUUUUUAGACGUCUUUAUUGGCUUUCCUGGAAGCUGUUACGACGCCAACGUCUGGCAAAAUAGCCCAAUUUACCAAAAGAUCACCUCCGGAGAAGCUUAGCUCGCGAUCACGGCCGUAAUAUUAGCAGAUUCGGCCUAUCCGCUAUCAAAAUAUUUGAUGGUCCCGUAUAGGGAUAAUGGGCAUCUUUCACCAGAAGAGAAAAAGUUUAGCUACUACCUCAGUUCCACACGAGUAUUAGUCGAACAGUCGUUCGGCCUUUUAAGGCAGAAAUUUAGAAUACUCAAUCACAUCGACGUUUCAACUAUAAAGAGUGCUUCGAAAAUUGUAAUGGCCUGUACUAUGUUACAUAAUUUUAUAUAAUCCCACAAUAUCAAUAUAACAACGAUACAGUGGCUGUUGCCGAAAACAUUAACGAGAGUAGUGAAGGUAUUAUAAGAAGGAAUGAAUUAAAAAUGUUA
Bactrocera oleae (olive fruit fly) is the source of this 810-nucleotide messenger RNA. The record is from RefSeq and is a predicted model, not a curated record. Lineage: Eukaryota; Metazoa; Arthropoda; Insecta; Diptera; Tephritidae.